GUUCUCGCGCCGUUUUGUUUUUUGCGUUCCCGCUACGUUGACUUUGUGGAGCUGCUCCGGAGAGACGCACGAAACUUUACCCUCAGAACAGACUUCGUUAUUUACCGCAUUUGGCGAGCUGCAGGCUGAUGUGCGGUUAACUGAAACACGCACGAUUGUCUGUCCUCCUUCAGUGGAGAGGGCAAGUAGCUACAACUCACAAAGCAACGAUGAUCACCAGAAAAAGAGGAAGAGUUGUCAGUAACAGCACAGACACCUCAUUUUCAAGUCCUCUGAGGGAAUUUGACCAUAUUGUAAAAGUCACAUCUGAAAGUGGCACAAGUGUACAAACCUCUCCAGAAAGUGAUUCAAAUGACUGGGGACUGGAUGACCUGUUAAACUCAGAUUUCAACUGGGCUUUAGACAACGAUGAUCUUGUGGCAUUUCCAGACGUCGGAUUGCAAGAUCCCAUUCUAAGUGCUGACAACACUACGGAGCAGACUUCUAACGUGCCCAAUUCCCAAGUCAGAGGUUCAGCGCACAGGCAGAAACUGCAAGAUGCCCCUGGUGGAGUCAACAAGAAUGCCAUGGCAGCAAGAAUGAAUCGUCUAAAGAAGAAACAGUAUCUGCAUGGUUUGGAGCAGCGUGUGGGAUCAUUAACGUCAGAGAACCGACUUCUGAAGCAGGAGAACAGCAACCUUAACAAGCGAGUGGAAGAAUUGGAGAAUGAGACUAGGUACUUAAGAGCUGUGUUGGCCAAUGAAAGUAUGUUGGCUCAGCUGUUGUCCAGAUUAAGCGGUGUGAACGGCAUGAAAUUCUCUACCUCGCUUUUCCAGGAGGCCAAUGAGAACGACCACGAUUAUGCCAUGCCAAGGAAGAGAGUGAAGGUGGACGACAAAGAUGCAGCAGGCGGUAUCUGUCUGCACGUGGACAAAGACCAUGUCUCUGUGGAAUUCUGCACUAAAUGUGCAGAGAGUGCAAGCUCUUCACAUAAAAUUUUUCUUCCAGGUGCUUGGUCUGCCCUGCGGGAUGAGUGGGUCUCAGAACACCAUGACCACCUGAAUCCAUGUGGAUUUGCUGUGGGGAAAGCUGAAGAAUCGGGACCAGCAGCUUGCAUCAUGGCCUUCUAAAUUUAAAAAGGUAGUACAAAGGAGUGUAAGUUCAAGCUUUUACUGGUAUUUUCAUUACACUGCAGUCAGUUUAAUAUGUAGAUCUAUUCCAUUCUUUAUAAUUAAGCCACAUUUUAUGUAUCUGUGUAACAAUACAGCAAACAUGAUUGUACAGUUACUGUAACAGAAGUAUUUCAGCUUUAUCAUAAAGCAAAAAAAAUGUUGAGAAAGGUUGUCCUUUUGUGUUUUGUUAAGAGAUGCAUUGUGUGAGUGUUUAGAAUCCAAAGACUGUUCAGGAGAAACAUGAUUAUCAGUAUCUGGAAAUAAAUAAUAUUUUUAUCAAA
This is a messenger RNA of Astyanax mexicanus (Mexican tetra), 1432 nucleotides long. It is a transcript of the gene crebzf, whose product is annotated as CREB/ATF bZIP transcription factor. Gene Ontology annotation, molecular function: RNA polymerase II transcription regulatory region sequence-specific DNA binding; DNA-binding transcription factor activity, RNA polymerase II-specific. Lineage: Eukaryota; Metazoa; Chordata; Actinopteri; Characiformes; Acestrorhamphidae. The record is from RefSeq and is a predicted model, not a curated record. The coding region runs from base 210 to 1109 and encodes 299 amino acids. Gene Ontology annotation, cellular component: nucleus. The transcript is spliced from 4 exons.